AUCCCCAUUUAGAAAAUGCGUCAGCUUACAAAAAUGCGUUAGCUUACUUUGAGCAGAAGCCAGAUACAACAUGGGGUCUUUUAGAUUUCCUUCAAUUUAGAAAAAAACAAAAAACGUGGACAAAAAAUAAAGAUGUAGAAUUUAAUUUAUUCAAUCAAUGCCUUUUGGCCAACACCAAAAAUAUGGAAAUUGCUAUUCAAACCUUUAUGAUUAGAAAAUUUGAACUUAAUGAACUUCUUUCAACUGAAGAUACUAUUGAAUUGAAGAAUGAUUCAAGCUUUAUACACCAAUUAACUAAUGAUUGGUGGUUACCUUAUUUUCAAAAAAUUCAAUCAAAAAAUAAAAACCUAGUAUUUGAAGAUCAAAGACUAUUCUCCAUAUUUUGUCAAAGGAUGUACUUGGUGGAGACUGGGAUGUAUGAAGAACCUGAUCCUUUACUUAAUGAAAGAACUUGGCGACAUGAUGCAUAUGACUUGUUUAAAUAUCUUCUCGACCCAUUAAUUAGCCAAACCAAAAAAAAUGAACAUGUCAUGAAGUUGAAACGUUAUUGUGCAGAAAACAAAAAUCUUGAACUUUUUGUAUAUAAAAUUGCUAGUGGCCCAUACAAUUUGAAAUCAGAUAAAAUUUUGUCUGAUAAACGUAAAGUUUUUCGAGAACUUCAAGAUAUGUUGGCAGAAAUAAUUGGAUAUUUUAUAAACAAUUAUAGCGAUCGGUUUACUGAUAAUAUAGUAAAUAAACUUCAUCAAAUAAAAGUAUAUGCUGCUAUUAGAUUCGGGUUUCAAAUAUCUUUUUACUCAUUAGAUAUGAAAAAAGGAAUAAAUAUUUGUUAUCCAUUAUCUACGAUUACCAUUCCAAAAAUGUAUUCUGAAGUUAAUUAUUUGAAGAUAUUGAUUGAAAAUUUUUGGUGUCUUAGAGAUGCCUUACAAGAAAUGAUUGAACUAGUUAUUGAAAUUAAUGAAAAUCUUGAACAAUUGCAUGAAUCAAGACCCAGUAAAAAUGUAGAAGAUUUUUUACAAUACUGGAAUAUUUAUGCGCCGAAAACUGUAACCACACCAAAAAUUUAUUGA
Messenger RNA from Racocetra persica, 1067 nucleotides. The record is from the annotation of a GenBank genome assembly. Lineage: Eukaryota; Fungi; Glomeromycota; Glomeromycetes; Diversisporales; Gigasporaceae.